AUGGCAAAUUUUGUGUUUCUUAAGAAGUUGAAUCCUUCGACCAUGCAGUGGAUGAUUUGUGCCAAGGUGUUUCGUUCGUGGAAAGUUAAAAAUUGUUCCAAUGAUGUUUCGAAAGAACUAAUCUUGGUCGACGAAGAGGGAUCUUUUGGACAUGCUACGAUUCCGGCAGCACUCAAUGGGCUUCCGUCUUUUGUAAUGACCGAGAAUCAGAGUUAUGUUAUAGAGUGGUUCGAAGUCGAGGAGGAUAAAGAGCAGAUCCACAAAACUAAUCUUGGUUAUCGGAUUCUUUUCACGGACAAGACUAUCAUACGUCUUGCAAGCGACCCUAUAAUUUGCAAACCGUUUACUAACUUUGGUUUUAAACGUAUUUAUGAUAAUGAAUUUCAUGGACGUUGGCCUUACUUUAAUUUGAUCGGAUGCAUCACUAAUAUGGGGGAAAUCAAGAGUUUUAAACAAGAAGACAUUGGUGAUCGUUGGAGUCUGAUGGACCGCUACAUUAGGUUCAGAAUCAUGUCAAUUGAGGGAUAUGUACUUGACUGCUUUGCAACAGGAUGUUAUGCAAAUCACAUGUUCAAACGGUUCAAGGUGGGUAACGGGAAGAGGAUUUGUCUGUUCAAAAUGUGGAAAGGAAUCAAAUGUGGAGAUGAUAAUGUUCUCCUAACCAACGGUGAUGGAUGUUCGGACAUAAUUGAGGAUCCAAAGGGUGCAGAAUUUACAGAGUACAUGUACAUGUACAAUUUCAUUGAACAUGGAGAGUCAAGGAUUCAGGAUUGGAAUGAUACCGACAUUCGUUUCAUUAUGGACUUGAGUGACACACUCGGAUCCUUUAUUCAUCCUGCUGCUGAGGACUCUUUUGACAAGCAUCGAAUCCCCGUUUGA
Camelina sativa (false flax) is the source of this 879-nucleotide messenger RNA. RefSeq lists its product as uncharacterized. The record is from RefSeq and is a predicted model, not a curated record. NCBI's taxonomy places the organism in Eukaryota, Viridiplantae, Streptophyta, Magnoliopsida, Brassicales, Brassicaceae.